AUGGACUCUUCAAAGUGGCUUCCACAUGUCGAUAACCUGGUUGUCCUGCCGUUCGCAGAACCCCGGGUUGAACACUUAGCAUGCAGAUCUAGGAGUAACGUCAGCUUAAAGCGCGCAGGUUUUGGGUUUCCCAGUGUGGAAACGGCAGCGGCAAAGGUUUUCCGGUCUCAUGUUCCUUUGUGGCGUGUCCCUGUGUCCGGUUCACCCGCCUUACUAUCCGCGUGUCGUGGGGCUGGUGGUUUUUCCAUGAGUGGCCCUCGGCUUUUCAGAUGUCUCCUGAUCGGUGGCUACCGCUGGUCUGCUUAUCCCUCAGUAAGUGAUGCCAAUAUUUUGUUGCCCGUCCGUCAUUGCCUGCAAGUUCGCCUCGAUCGCACCUAUUUUGGGCGCCCACUCCGACGGAAAAGCGGCCGACCGGGUAUUGAACUCGGAUCCUCCGGGCGGCAGGCGAACGCGCAACCGACCACACCGACCUGA
Molecule: messenger RNA, 474 nt
Organism: Opisthorchis viverrini
Lineage: Eukaryota; Metazoa; Platyhelminthes; Trematoda; Opisthorchiida; Opisthorchiidae
Exons: 2
Coding region: 1-474 (157 amino acids)
Source: RefSeq, a predicted model, not a curated record